Penicillium argentinense is the source of this 2682-nucleotide messenger RNA. RefSeq names its product STE11 family mitogen-activated protein kinase kinase kinase. The transcript is spliced from 4 exons. NCBI's taxonomy places the organism in Eukaryota, Fungi, Ascomycota, Eurotiomycetes, Eurotiales, Aspergillaceae. The record is from RefSeq and is a predicted model, not a curated record. Gene Ontology annotation, biological process: protein phosphorylation. Gene Ontology annotation, molecular function: ATP binding; protein kinase activity; protein binding. The coding region runs from base 1 to 2682 and encodes 893 amino acids.
AUGCUGGCCUCAAAACCGCAGUACUCGGCCGGCAUGGGGAUUCCAGCGGCUCAGGCGUCGACCACCUCCUCCCACACAAACACUGCCAGGCCCGCGACGGCGACCAAAGUGUCCGAUGGAUUUGGCUUCGCCAGCCCAACCAAGUCGGAGUUUUCGGAUGGACAGGAUGAGCACUUUGGUGUCCGGGCGUGGGACGAGAAGAAGGUCGUGGCAUGGCUUCACAGCAUCAAGUGCGGCCAGUAUGAGUCGCUCUUUCGAGCGAAUAAUUUCAAUGGGGAUAAUUUAAUUGACUGCGAUCAAAAAAUCCUGCAGGAGAUGGGCAUUAAGAAAGUGGGUGAUCGGGUCCGCAUCUUUGUUGCGAUCAAGCAGCUUCGUAACAAGACCAUGGUCGACCCACGGCAAAAGAACAUGAAAAAAAUCGCUGCAAUGGAAGCCGCAGUGCUGACGGAUAACACUCGCUCGACGCUGAACAGCGGGCGUUGGUCCCGGGAGGGAUAUGGCUACAAGUCUUCGUCUCAACCGGCAUCACCGCCUGCAGACUCCGACCGCGCCUACCGCAAGGAUGGCUAUCUCACAAGCGGCUCCGGCUCAGGACGCAAUCCAAGCACGCCUGGUUCAUCUCACCCACGCAACAACAGUCUGGACGGUCUCACGAUGGGCCCUCUCCCGCAACAUAGCCCGGUCAUCCGGGUCAUCUACACCGGUGGCCAGACCAAAGUUCUGGACAUUCGGAACAGUAGGACUCCCGAUGAACUCAUCAUUUCGGUUCUCAAGAAGCUGCAGCUCCCUGAGCACCAGUACAGGAAUUACUGCUUCUAUGUCCUGGAUGGCCUCGAGCCGGUCCUGUCGAACUGCCGACGACUAUCCGAGAACGAGCUGAUGGAGAUCUGCGAUGGCGUGAACAAGUCGGAACGCGGUCGUUUGAUUCUACGGAAGAUUCAUGCUGGAGAGCCCGACCAAGAAGAGCUUCGUCGCGCGUCCCAGCUGGCCUACGAUGAAAGCAAGGUUACCCACGAGAACGCGCUCAAUAAGUCCAAUCAUCGGCAAAAGAACAAAAUCCAGCAGCUCACGGGCGAGCCAUGGAAUGUCAUCAACACCAAGCAGCCCAUCUCCCCACUGGGCCCCCCGCGCCAUCGUCCGUCCCCUACUCCGGCCGACCAAGGUCAACAAUCUCCAGGCAACGAGCGCAACCCCGUGGCCAAGCUGCGGUCCUUCUUCGGCCAGAGACCUCCGAGUGAAAUGAUCAUCCACGAGCUCCAAUCCUUCUUCCCUAGUCACGACCGAGAGGAUAUUGCGAAGACAAUGCGCAGAUCCCAACGCCUCAGUCGCGCAGCGAGUCGCCUGAGUGUUGUCAGCAACUAUAGCGUUGCAUCAAGUCUCAAAGAUGCACCUCCGCUCCCUCCCCUACCUCCCAUUCCUCCUAUCCCCCCGAUGCCCAAUAUCGCCGACACAUGGUUCCAGCCAUCCCAAGGCCAAGCCGGGGCACAGGCAGCCCGUGCCUCACGGCCUCCGUCUCUCUCCAAAUUCAACCUUCCUCACACCUCAUACCGGGACUCGAUUGCGUCGAGUUCCCUUCAGCCUCUCCAAGAAGAAUCUCCCAUCGAGCCCAACCGCAAAUCAUAUGUCUCCUUUGACAGUAGCUCCGAUGAGCCCAAUCUUUCGCGCCACAGCAUUUUCGAUGAGAGUAUGAGCGUCGCGGCUACCGAUGGCGAUUCUUUCAAUGACAGCAUGAGCACUCUCAACAUCAAUGAGGGUGAAGAGGGAGAAGAAGAGGAUGAUGCAGGCUUGAUGAGCGACUUCUUGGCUGGAAACAACUUCGCACCCAAGAACUGGAUGAAGGGUUCGCUCAUUGGCGAAGGUUCCUUUGGAAGUGUCUUCCUGGCUCUCCAUGCCAUCACUGGGGAGCUCAUGGCCGUCAAGCAGGUCGAAAUUCCUUCCGCUACCCAGGGAACCGAAUUUGACAAGCGCAAGAAUCUCAUGGUUACUGCCCUUAAGCAUGAAAUAGAACUUCUGCAGGGGAUGCACCAUCCCAACAUUGUGCAGUACCUGGGUACCGCUACUGAUGACCAAUACCUGAACAUUUUCCUGGAGUAUGUGCCUGGUGGCUCCAUUGCCACUAUGCUGACGCAAUACAACACCUUCCAGGAGCCUCUGGUCAAGAACUUUGUCCGUCAGAUCCUGGCCGGCCUAUCCUACCUGCACAGCUGCGACAUCAUCCACCGAGACAUCAAGGGAGCGAACAUUCUGGUCGACAACAAGGGCGGCGUCAAGAUCUCCGAUUUCGGUAUCUCCAAGCGCGUGGAAGCUUCCACUGUCCUCGGUUCGCGAGCUAGUACAGGCGGUGGCAGUGCCGGACACAUGCACCGACCCUCCAUGCAAGGCAGUGUGUACUGGAUGGCACCGGAAGUCGUGCGGCAAACAGCCCACACCAAGAAGGCCGAUAUCUGGAGUCUUGGCUGUCUCGUCGUGGAAAUGUUCAUUGGUGCUCACCCCUUUCCGGAUUGCAGUCAGCUGCAGGCGAUCUUUGCUAUCGGCAGUAACAAGGCUCGUCCUCAUACUCCCGAGCAUGUUAGCGAAGAGGCCGCCGAGUUCUUGGAUAUGACCUUCCAGCAUGAAUAUGAGAAAAGACCCAGUGCCGAUGAGCUGUUGAAGUGCAAGUUCCUGGCGAUGCCCAUCACAUGA